UUUGGCGCAAAAUCGUGAGGCAACUUCACCACUAUGGCAAACAUGUCCUAUAAACAAACAAAAAACACAAUAACGUUUUCAUCCAGUUUACUUUUUAAAUGCAACGUUGCUCGUUGCAAUUAUGGGCGCCGUUGAGCAAUAAAGUGCGCGUGUAGUUGACCUCCCGCCCUGCAGGUGUCGCCGUGCGCCAGUGACGCUGAUGUGAGGAACGGAGAAGAGAUUUGUUUAUACACCCAUGUGAUAACUUGUUUGUCGCGCAACACAGACGAUUGUACCAAACAUUUUAAUUGAGUCAUAUAUUUUUUGCUGUUUUAACUUUAAGUCAAUAUGUUUUUUCACUCUCGCUGAAGAAACGGAAACGUGCGGAACUGUCGCGCUAUGGAUGAUAUAGAGGCUGAAUUGAAUAUUCCGGCAGUGGACUCGCCAGAGGAUGAAACGACACAUCAGAUGCUAAUAAAAAAAAAAGUUAAACGCUACAAACGGUCACAAUACGAGGGUCCACCCAGAGAGUCUGGUUUUCAUAAAUCCACCAGACAGUGUCUGAAAAUCAUCAGCGAUGCGAUGCUGCGUCAUAACUGGCAGGAGGCUGCAGAAUAUUUCACAUCUUACAUCCAAACACUGGAGGACACCACUGUUGGUAGACCUGUGACAUCGCUGCCACGUGAAGUCAUUUGGAGACUAGGAACAGAAAUCCUACAUAAUCUCCCUAAUGCCAAUAAUGAAGAUUUCAAUGCUGUAUAUAACCAAAUGAAAAACUCUGGGGUCAAAAACUAUGCUAAGAUUUGCUUGGAACACGGUUUUCAUCUCAUGCUGAACGGACAGUGGGAUGAAGCUAAGCGUCAGCUGUCCGUCGCCGAUGGCUGGAGGUACGGCAAGCAGGAGACCAGUCAGUCUCUGGAUAUGAAACUCAUCCGUGCCUACUGUGGCUUUCUAGAUUACUUCAUCUGGUGUGAUAAGAAGUCCACCACAUCAGAAACAGAGGAUGUCAACAGUGCUCAAGAGAUGCACAGCUGCUUCAGACAAGCUUCAGUGACUCUACAGGAGAUUAUAGGACAGCCGGGAAUCUGGGAUCCUUUUGUGUUGAGUUACGUUGCUAUGCUGGAGUUUUACAACGAUGAGGAAGGAGCGCUGAAGGUUCUGCAGAAUUACGCUUACAACAAGGACUUCCCAUCAAACCCCAAUGCUCAUGUCUACCUGUACCAGUUCCUCAAGAGACACAAAGCCCCAAAAUCCAAACUCAUCGCUUCAUUGAGGAUUUUGCACUCUUUGUUGCCGAGUCACCAGCUGAUGUUGAAGUUAUGCUCUCUGCUAAAUCAAACCAACGAACUGAAGAAUCUACAAGAGGCAUUUCAAGUCUGUAUGGACCUUCUUGAGUUUUCCAGCUGGAAAUCUGACAGGAAGGCUUGGAAAUGUCUUCUGGAAAUCAUGCAGAAACAUAAGACAAUACAUUGCUUGUAUCUUAUAAGGAAGGAAUGGGCCAUCAGAAAAUCAUUGUGGCUAGCCAUGCACUUCAGACCGUACAUCGGCAAGGCAGAGUCAGAGAGAGAUGUGAAACUUUUGCAAAUCAAGGCAAAAGUUUUAAGGCUUACGGGUGAAUCAAAGAUUACUUUAAAAGUGCUCGACUAUCAAGGGAACCGAAAGAAGACAAUACAACAAACACUGAAGACAACAUUGAUGGGACUGAUUUAUAAAAACAUUCACGUUUCCCAUUUCAAGAGUCGGGUAGCAUUGCCUUAUGAUGAAUAUGUAUAUCAUAAUAAUAUUUUCAUAUGAAAACUGUUCAUGUCUCCAUGUUACUAAGGCUCUUUGAUAUUGAUUUCUCACAUUGCAUUAAAAUAAAAGAAAUGCAGUAAAUUCACAGACAGCUUUGAUUGUUUCCACAAGGUGGCGCAGGCGCUGCAUUUAUAAAGGCUGCUGUAAUUCUUGAAUGUAUUUUUAAUACAAAAUUAUUUUUUGUUUGUGACAAAAUUAUGCACUGAUAUUUGCAAUGGGAAAAUAAUGAAUAUCCUGAUCCCGUUUUAUAUUGGGUGUUUUUAAAAUACUGUGAUUCUGCAGAAGCAAAAGCAUUUGAUACAAUGUGAUGGUGUUUUUAUGGAGGGAUUUAAGGUUAGACACAGGGUUAAGCGUGUUAUUACCCCUACUGAAAAAUACAACUGAGACCAGCCUAAGAUAGUUGGCUGGUUUUAGCUCGUGUAGUAAGCUGGUUUUAAAGAGGUUUUGUAUAUUUUAUUGCUAUUCAGGCAAGAAGACCAGCUGACCCUCCAACUUAUACCAGCUUGACCAGGCUGAAAACUUUGCUAAGCUGGUCUUACCUGGUUUAACAUGAAAGUAGCUGGCUAAAGCUGGUCUUCCAGCUUGACUAGCUAAAAAGUGUCCAAACCCCCUCUAAAACUACACCAGCUUAACCAGAUAAAACCAAGCAACGAGCUUAAGAUGGCUAAGGUGGUCGUUUUAGUAAGAACAUGAAGUUAUAUAAAGUUUAAGUACAAUUUAACAGAACAUAUGUACACAAAAGGUAUAUUUGUAUUACGUUUUUCUUAUGUAAAAACAACAAAUAUAAGUGAGACCAAAUUAUUUUAUUAAAUGGCUUCAAUUUAUUUUUAAUUCAGAACAAUUUGAUUGAAAAGUUAGAUUGAGAUCGUUACAGUUUUUGGUUUGUUCUCCUCUUGCUUUAAUGACAGCAGCUUUUGUGCUUCCACUCUUUGUAAAAAGAAUCUCAUAUGCUAAUGUUCACACAUUUUAUCUAAAAAAUAAAAUCGUCCUUUGUUUUUCA
Paramisgurnus dabryanus is the source of this 2773-nucleotide messenger RNA. The record is from RefSeq and is a predicted model, not a curated record. Lineage: Eukaryota; Metazoa; Chordata; Actinopteri; Cypriniformes; Cobitidae.